This is a messenger RNA of Rotaria sp. Silwood1, 414 nucleotides long. The record is from the annotation of a GenBank genome assembly. Lineage: Eukaryota; Metazoa; Rotifera; Eurotatoria; Philodinida; Philodinidae.
AUGACAGAUAACAGUAAUCUGCUGAUCGCCAAUAAUAAAAUAGCACCAAUAACAAAUACCAAGGGGACUUCUAUUCAAAUACCCACUAGCAAUCGGAAGGCUUGUGGUUUAGAUUGGGCUGAAUCAUCCUGGAUACGAUGGAUUUAUGUCGUAUUUUGGUGGUGGUUAAAUCCAAUUUUAAAUAUUGGUUAUAAACGUCAACUAACUGAAAAUGAUUUGUUUGAUGUAUCAUCAAAUGAUGAAUGUAGUCAGUUAUUGAAUAAACUUGAAAGAGUAUGGGAAAAAAAUGAAAAUAAGUAUGAAUAUAUUAAUAUAUGGAAAAUAAUCGUAAAAACAUUUUGGAAAGAGAGUCUAAUAGGCGGUCUAAUUUUACUUCCAUAUAUUGGUACCAAAAUAGCUCAACCUCUAUUUUAA